AUGACACAAGAGAGUAUCCAUCUUUCGAAUGUACAAUACCAAACACUCUAUUGUAAUGUACUGGUACUCGACACCAAGUUGCACUUCCCAUUCGACAACCUCCGUGUAGACUGGGGAAAUGGACCAGUUUACAUUGCAACACUCAGGAAUCAACCAUACUGGGUCCAGUCUACCACCAACAACAGCUCAGUGUUUGGCAUUGUUUCCAAUGAAGUACAGGCUUCACCUAUGUUACCACUUCAUGGCAUCUUCCAAGAUCAUCGUUCAGAUUGUACGGAGUGGUUGUUUGUGUAUAAGAAGUGCGAUCCAUUGUUGGCAUACCUCGAAGAGCACAUCUCUUCAAUGACAAUCAAACAAUCAUUGGUCAUUAUCAAUAGUAUUGUAAAUGCUUUGAAAGAUCGGAAUGUUGAUGAUAACUCAAUCAAAAAGAUUAAGGUGAACCUGGAGUGCAUAUUUAUAGAUAUCGAAACCAAAGAGGUAUUCUUCUCUUUGGAGGAAAGAUGA
This is a messenger RNA of Acytostelium subglobosum LB1, 504 nucleotides long. RefSeq lists its product as hypothetical. The transcript has a single exon. Bases 1 to 504 code for a protein of 167 amino acids. NCBI's taxonomy places the organism in Eukaryota, Evosea, Eumycetozoa, Acytosteliales, Acytosteliaceae. The record is from RefSeq and is a predicted model, not a curated record.